Molecule: messenger RNA, 2047 nt
Organism: Bufo bufo (common toad)
Lineage: Eukaryota; Metazoa; Chordata; Amphibia; Anura; Bufonidae
Gene: GNPNAT1
Product: glucosamine-phosphate N-acetyltransferase 1
Exons: 6
Coding region: 152-706 (184 amino acids)
Biological process (GO): UDP-N-acetylglucosamine biosynthetic process
Cellular component (GO): endoplasmic reticulum-Golgi intermediate compartment; Golgi apparatus; endoplasmic reticulum
Molecular function (GO): glucosamine 6-phosphate N-acetyltransferase activity; monosaccharide binding
Source: RefSeq, a predicted model, not a curated record
UGGGACGAUGUGCCGCACGCUGAUUGGCCGUUCGCUUGGGCUUGCCGCUCUGCUGCUGACGUCACGCCACGUCUGAGGUUCCCCCAGAGCGCAGAGGCUCCUGGGCCUGAGGACUGGAGAGUGGAAGCGGCCAGAACCGGGAGCUUCAGCCAUGAUUCCAGAUGAGACCCCCUUGUUUGACCCCCAAUUACUGGAAGAGAUCGACUGGAGUCAGAAUACGGUGUCAUUCAGUCCGCCCAUCUCUCCGGAGCACCCUGGGGAAGGGCUCGUCCUGAGACCCCUGUGUACUGCAGACAUAAAUAGAGGUUUUUACAAAGUACUUGGUCAACUAACAAAGGUCGGAGAUGUGACGGCAGAGGAUUUUAUAAAAAAAUUUGAACACAUGAAGAAAACAGAGAAUUACUUUGUGACCGUGUUGGAAGAUCUGAAUCUCGGUCAGAUUGUAGCCACAGCCACGUUAAUUGUAGAACAUAAAUUCAUACACGGCUGCGCCAAGCGAGGUCGGAUAGAGGAGGUUGUCGUCAGUGAUGAGUGUCGGGGAAAACAGCUUGGAAAACUGUUGUUGUCGGUGCUUACUCUGCUAAGUAAAAAGCUUGACUGUUACAAAGUUACCCUGGAGUGCAAGCCCAAGAACGUCGCCUUUUAUGAGAAGUUUGGUUACACGGCCUCGGAUGAAACCUACAUGCAGUGCCGAUUCUACGAUUAACCUCAGCUGCAAAAACUAACCAUAAACUUGCCAAAGUGACGGAUGGAAGAAAGCUGUUCUUCAGGGGAAGCGGGUCCUGUAAAAAAUAUCUGUAAAUAAGAUGAUCACUUUUACAAAUGUUUAGGAAAAUAUUUUUUUAAUGGGUAUUUUGAGAAUUUUUUUUAUUUUAUUUCCUGUCCCCCCCCCCCUUUGUUAUGAAUAACAAGUUUUCCAUUGAUAAUUGUUACAUUUUGCCUAAUGACUGGUGCUGCUCCAGGCACUUCUGGGGUCAUGUACCACUCAUUGUUCAUAAGAUCACAGCCCUGUUACUACUCACUGACAUGUCGUUCAUGGCCUGCCCCCCCCAUCACAUACUUCAGAAUGAAUCUCACCAUCGCUGUGUGAGCAUAGAAUACUGUCCCGCACCCUAACCAGGCCGCCUGCACAGUCACGCAGUCUCAGGCGUUGACCUGCAUGACUGUGCAGGCGCAGCUGACCUGGUUGGGGGAGUGGGACAGUAUUCUAUGCUCUCGCAGCACUAGCUGGAGAUUCCUUCUGAUGCAUGCACUGGGAGCAGGCUGUGAACGUGUCAUCGGUGAUGACUGACCUGUUCAUUGUGGGUUGUAACCAACCUAGGAUCACGUGUAAAAUGUACAGCAUAAGACCAGGGAGCGCAGUGCUGGCCCAGUAGGCAACAUUUAAGAAUUAUCAAUGGAAAUGUUGUUAGUCACACGAAAAAAUAAAACUAUGCUGGAAUUUACAUCUUCAGAGUGAAGAUGGUCAGCUCUGGUGCACAGGUAACGUGUUUUCACGUUAGGGAAGCUAGGAUUUUAAUAUUGAUAGGUUAUCAAUAUCUGAUUGGCAGCACCAGUCGGCUAAUUUAGAGUAAGCCCAGCAACUCCAUCCACUACACAAUGUGUACUCUGAAACAGCUGAUCCGACCAUCAAUAGUAAAAUACUGGAAAACUCCUUUUAAAAGCUCAACUAAUGUUGUGUCUGUCGGAAUUAGUCUCCGGAGCCCCACGCCACAGGAUUGACCAGUUUGGAAUGUGGUGGCUUCUCGUUUUGAAAUAUUAAAGGAGUUGUCUAAAGGUAUGUCAUUUUUCAAAAGAAAAUGCUACUAUUGGUUAAAUAAAAUAGCCUGCCCAUUCUGACAUUGCUCGGGUCCCCGUUGCUCUCCACUUCUCGGUCCCUGCUUGAUACACAGGAAAUGCUCAGCCAGUCACUGGGUGGUCAUGGGAAGAUGAGAGCAGCGUCGGAGCAGUCUGCGGUCCCAGUCACUGACUGUCGGGGUGCGCUGAGAGUUCGGAGGCCACUGGUCUAUAGUUGUUUAUGGACGGCCUUUGCUCGAUCCUCUAAAAA